Molecule: messenger RNA, 1035 nt
Organism: Ochlerotatus camptorhynchus
Lineage: Eukaryota; Metazoa; Arthropoda; Insecta; Diptera; Culicidae
Gene: P5cr
Product: Pyrroline 5-carboyxlate reductase
Exons: 3
Coding region: 130-1002 (290 amino acids)
Biological process (GO): L-proline biosynthetic process
Molecular function (GO): pyrroline-5-carboxylate reductase activity
Source: RefSeq, a predicted model, not a curated record
CGUUUCGCGAAAAGCGUUUUAUUUUGAUCAUUGUUGGUAUCCGAUUACGGUAUCUUUGUUUUGAUCCGCACUUGGUGACGAUAAGAACGCCUGCAGCACGAGAUUUUUAGUAGAUUCAGCUGGUUCGAAAUGAGCGGAGCACGAGACUUAUCAAAGUUAAAUGUUGGUUUUAUAGGUGGUGGAAACAUGGCAUAUGCCAUUGCGGCAGGAUUGUUCAAAACGGGUGUUCUCAAGCCAAGCCAAGUUAUUGUGUCUGCAACUAAUCUGAAGAACCUGAAAACGCGGUGGAGUCCUUUGGGCGUUAACAGGGUCACCACAAGCAACGCACAAGUUUUGCUCGAAGCCGAAAUCAUUUUCCUCAGUGUGAAGCCACACAUCCUCCCGGUUUGCCGUCAAUCAAUCUUAGAUGAAGCGGAUUCGCUGGAAAACCUUGCGGCGCAUUGUGGAGAGAAGGUUAUGGUUUCCAUUCUGGCAGGAGUUACCCUGGAAAAGUUGAAAGACACAUUUUCCUUUUUGAAUAUCCAACAUGUGCGUACGAUGCCCAAUACCCCAAUGCAAGUAGGAGCUGGAUGUACCAUAUACUGCGGGGGAUUUGACAACAACUGUCCAGGGGUGGUACUGAGCUACUAUGAAGACAUUAAAUUUAUGCUGAAUCAGCUAGGGCAAGCGUAUGAAGUUCAAGAGGCGCAAAUUAACGGAAUUACCGGUCUGACCGGUUGUGGUCCUGCUUAUGUUUAUGAGAUUAUCGAAGCCUUAGCCGACGGUGGCGUAAAGCAGGGUAUUGCUCGUGAAAUGGCUAUCAAAAUGGCAGCCCAAACUGUGUUGGGAGCUGCAAAAACUGUGCUGGAAACUGGAAAGCAUCCAGCCGUUCUGAAAGAUGAAGUUUGUUCUCCGGGAGGCGCCACCAUCUACGGCGUUCAUGAGCUCGAAAAAGGAGCAAUGAGAGCAACGUUGAUGAAUGCGGUUGAAAAGUCUGCUGCUCGGGCAAAGGAGUUGCAGUGAAGUAUUGAAGCACAAAUCUUGUUUCGACAUGUU